Molecule: messenger RNA, 2420 nt
Organism: Glycine soja
Lineage: Eukaryota; Viridiplantae; Streptophyta; Magnoliopsida; Fabales; Fabaceae
Product: ABC transporter G family member 21-like
Exons: 6
Coding region: 177-2231 (684 amino acids)
Cellular component (GO): membrane
Molecular function (GO): ABC-type transporter activity; ATP binding; ATP hydrolysis activity
Source: RefSeq, a predicted model, not a curated record
GCUCCUUUGUGUGCUUCUCGUGCCUUCUUUCACUUUAUAACUCACUCUCACCCCUUCCCUCAUGUGAUUUCUUCUUCCCCUUCUGCACUUCUUCAUCUCCUUCUUCACUCACACAUCAAAAUAACCAAAUUCUCAAAAAUUACCCUCAAAAUAUCAACCACAGCACUAAAUCUUUGAUGAUGCCCCCUCAGCAAGAAACCUCUAUUACAUCAAACAUUCCGGCCAUCCCCAACCGGCCGGAAAACAGCUACGUCCAUGCCGAACCACCGAGCUCCGCCACCAACGACAUUAAACCCACUUUCACGAGCAAUGACAUUCACAACAAUAAUUCUUCUCAGCACCACCAAGCAGCUCCUUCAGCACCCAGAUUUUCUGUUCUUCAGCAAUCCUUGCGCCCUGUUACCCUCAAAUUUGAGGAUGUUUCCUACAGCAUAACCUUUGGAAGGGACAAAAAUGGUUGUGUAUCUUCUCAAAAGCCAAAGCACACAAAGACAGUGCUGAAUGGCGUGACCGGUAUGGUGGGGCCAAGGGAGGUGAUGGCAAUGUUAGGUCCCUCCGGGAGCGGCAAGACCACCUUACUCACCGCCCUUGCUGGCCGUCUUGCCGGAAAACUCUCCGGCGCCAUCACAUACAAUGGCCACCCUUUCUCCAGCUCCAUGAAGAGGAACAUAGGGUUUGUAUCCCAAGAUGACGUGUUAUAUCCUCACCUCACUGUGCUUGAGACUCUAACCUAUGCUGCCAUGUUGAAACUUCCCAAAAGUUUGACUAGGGAAGAUAAAAUGGAGCAAGCUGAAAUGAUCAUUGUGGAACUAGGGCUGUCCCGGUGCCGGAACAGUCCUAUUGGCGGUGGAUCUGCCUUGUUCCGAGGAAUUUCAGGCGGGGAGCGAAAGCGGGUCAGUAUCGGGCAAGAAAUGUUGGUGAACCCGAGUUUGUUGUUGCUCGAUGAGCCAACAUCCGGGUUGGACUCCACCACGGCCCAGCGCAUCGUGGCGAUGCUUCAAAGCUUCGCCCGAGCUGGCCGGACCGUGGUGACCACCAUUCACCAGCCCUCAAGCCGGUUGUAUUGGAUGUUUGAUAAGGUGGUGGUGUUGUCGGACGGGUAUCCGAUUUUCACCGGAAAAACGGAUCGGGUCAUGGAUUAUCUUGAGACCGUUGGGUUUGUACCCGCUUUCAAUUUCGUCAACCCGGCUGAUUUUCUGCUUGACCUUGCUAAUGGCAUAGUUGCUGAUGUCAAACAAGAAGAGCAGAUAGAUCACCAUGAGGAUCAAGCUUCAAUCAAACAGUUCCUAGUUUCAUCCUAUAAGAAGAACUUAUACCCUCUUCUGAAACAAGAGAUUCAACAGAAUCAUAGAGAACUAGCAUUUUUAAAUUCAGGAACACCUAGAAGUUCUGAGAACCAAUGGACCACUAGCUGGUGGGAGCAAUUCAUGGUUCUGCUUAAGAGGGGUUUAAAGGAAAGGAGGCAUGAAUCUUAUUCUGGUUUAAGGAUUUUCCAAGUCUUGUCUGUCUCAAUUCUCUCAGGACUUCUGUGGUGGCAUUCUGAUCCCUCACAUAUACAAGAUCAGGUAGGCCUGCUAUUCUUCUUCUCCAUCUUCUGGGGGUUCUUCCCUCUCUUCAAUGCCAUCUUCGCUUUUCCUUUGGACCGGCCAAUGCUGACGAAAGAAAGAUCAUCAGGCAUGUACCAUCUCUCCUCCUACUAUGUGGCCAGAACGGUAGGGGACUUACCAAUGGAGCUUGUGCUUCCCACCAUCUUUGUAACCAUCUCUUAUUGGAUGGGUGGACUCAAGCCUUCUUUGGUUACGUUUGUGUUGACACUCUUGAUCAUGCUUUUCAAUGUGCUGGUUUCUCAAGGAAUAGGCCUUGCACUUGGAGCCCUUCUAAUGGAUGUGAAACAGGCCACAACAUUAGCUUCAGUGACUAUGUUGGUGUUUCUUUUGGCUGGAGGUUACUACAUUCAGCAAAUUCCAUUCUUUAUAGCUUGGUUGAAGUACAUUUCUUUCAGUCACUAUUGUUAUAAGCUUCUUGUAGGAGUUCAGUACUCAGUAAAUGAGGUCUAUGAGUGUGGACAAGGGUUGUUGCAUUGUAAGAGUUGUGGCUUAUUUAGCUUUGAGGAUGGGGCUGCAUCAUUGACUAGAGACUGCAUAGUAGAUCAAGGAUUCAUGGCCAUAAUAUUGAUUGACAUCCUUGUUGUUUGGAUCAUUGGCCUCAGUAGAAGGGUAAUUCGAUUCUAGCAACAAGGGGAAUAUCUUAUAAUCCUUGUGAUUAAUUGAUAUGAAAUGAUGCAAUUAAAAUUUGCAUAGUUGUAGUUCAUAUUUUUCAUGUAACUUUCACUGUAAUUUCAAAUGCGACAUAUUUGAAUCCCUGAGAUUAAUAGAUAUGAAAUGAAUGAAGCAAUUAAGACUUAUGCAGCUAUAGUCCAU